AAUACCCCCUUACCAUGAGAGCGUCCCUUCAAAAUUGAAAAUAUUUUUCUCUGAUUAAUUCCACCUUUGCGUGGAAUCAACAUUACAUAAACAUAUACAUAGGACAGCUGAGAUUGUGUGAACUAACACACUUUCACACACACAUAAUUUCUCUCUCUUCUUACUUUCUCUCUAAAUUUUACAUGCACAAAAUUUUGUGUCUGUCCCCCUAGACAUUUAUUGCUUGCUUAGACUAAUCAAACAAGUUUCAUUUUUUGUAACCAAAAUUCUCUCUUCUGGGGUUGGCAAAGUCAACAACAUGCAUGAGUAGAGGAGAGAGAAGGGGUGAUUGAUUGUUUGAGUUCCAAAAAUAUUUUCUUUUUGCUGAAUUGAAUUCUGGGUUGGUGCUUGGUUUGGAGAUUGAGUAGAGGAGAGAGAAGGGGUGUUAUGAACAGAUGAAGAACGAAGAGCAGAAUCGUAGCUUGUUUGGAAUUUCACUCUCUGACAGACCCAGAUGGCAGCAAUUCCUCAUUUGCUCAUCAGGGUUUUUCUUUGGAUAUCUUGUCAACGGAAUCUGUGAGGAAUAUGUGUAUAACAGGCUCCAUUUCAGCUAUGGUUGGUACUUCACAUUUGUUCAAGGAUUUGUGUACCUGUUUCUGAUUUACCUCCAAGGCUUCACAAGCAAGCAAAUGGUGAAUCCAUGGAAAACUUACGUGAAGCUUUCUGCUGUGCUUAUGGGUUCCCAUGGCCUGACAAAGGGGUCUUUGGCUUUUCUCAACUAUCCUGCACAAAUCAUGUUCAAAUCCACAAAGGUUCUGCCAGUGAUGAUAAUGGGUGCCUUCAUACCUGGGCUUAGAAGGAAGUAUCCACUGCAUGAAUACUUAUCUGCAAUACUUCUUGUAGUUGGCUUGAUCCUGUUCACACUAGCAGAUGCACAGACAUCACCAAAUUUCAGUGUCAUUGGUGUUGUUAUGAUAUCUGGAGCAUUGGUCAUGGAUUCUUUUCUGGGAAAUCUGCAAGAAGCGAUAUUUACCAUGAACCCUGAAACCACUCAGAUGGAGAUGCUCUUUUGCUCAACUGUAGUGGGUUUGCCUUUCUUAAUCCCACCCAUGCUUUUCACAGGAGAAUUAUUCAAAGCAUGGACUUCAUGUUCACAGCAUCCGUAUGUUUAUGGGGUGUUAGUCUUUGAAGCAAUGGCCACAUUUAUAGGCCAAGUUUCUGUCCUCUCCCUCAUUGCGCUCUUUGGUGCUGCUACCACAGCCAUGAUAACAACAGCAAGAAAGGCAGUGACACUGCUAUUGUCAUAUUUGAUAUUUACAAAACCAUUAACAGAACAGCAUGGCAGUGGACUUAUACUCAUAGCUAUGGGGAUCACAUUGAAGAUGCUGCCUGAAAACAAAGUCACCAGCAUCAAGAGGGUCUUAAACUCUUCUUCAAGGGGCAAUAGUGUAAAAUCCACAGUUGAUGAAGAGAUGGGGACACCCACAAAUUCUGUAGGGGAAGAUGAUGAAAGGAGGCCCUUAGUCUAGCUUAAAAUGUUCCAAAUGCAAUUUUUAUUUCUGAAGUCAUUAUUUUAAAAUUCUUAAUUUCUUUGCCAUUUUCAUGUCAUGUGAAAGGAAAAAAGAAAAUAAUUUGAUGUCCAGUUAGUAUUUUAUAUUAUUUUUUUUAA
This is a messenger RNA of Cajanus cajan (pigeon pea), 1648 nucleotides long. RefSeq names its product UDP-galactose/UDP-glucose transporter 2. Gene Ontology annotation, cellular component: endoplasmic reticulum membrane; Golgi membrane. The record is from RefSeq and is a predicted model, not a curated record. Gene Ontology annotation, biological process: 3'-phosphoadenosine 5'-phosphosulfate transport; transmembrane transport. Gene Ontology annotation, molecular function: 3'-phosphoadenosine 5'-phosphosulfate transmembrane transporter activity. NCBI's taxonomy places the organism in Eukaryota, Viridiplantae, Streptophyta, Magnoliopsida, Fabales, Fabaceae.